AUGGGCUCCUUUAAAGCCAUUAUCGCGGCAUCUCUAGCUGUCCUGGGGCAGUUCGCUGCGGCUACUCCAGCAAAAGUCCAAUCCAAGCGAGCUGGUAUUUCCUCCAUCGUCAAAGGAACGCCGGUAGGCUUUGCGUCUUCAGUCACAGGCGGUGGCACUGUCACUCCAGUAUACCCAACUACAAUUGCGCAGUUAAAGGGUUACCUCACCUCAACCAGCCCGCAGAAUAUCGUCAUCUCCGGUACCUUCAACUUUGCUGGUUCUGAGGGUACAGUGACUCUUCCAGCAUGUAACGCAUAUUCUUGUACGCCGUCCAAUGGUGGACAGGCAUUGCUGAACACGCUGAAUGGAUGCGGAUCGUUAUCAACGUAUAAUGUUACUCUCGAUAGCGCUGCGUAUAACGCCAUCAACGUUCAGUCGGACAAGACGCUUGUUGGCAUAAACGGUGCAACUCUCAAUGGCAAAGGCUUACGCCUUUCUGGCGUUUCCAACGUCAUUAUUCAAAACGUUGCCAUCACCAAUCUAAACCCGCAGUAUGUCUGGGGCGGCGAUGCCAUUAGUCUCAGCAAUACGAACAAUAUCUGGAUUGACCAUGUAAAGACUUCCAAUCUCGGCCGUCAACAUUAUAGCUUCGGUACCGGCUCCAACAAUGCAGUCACCAUCUCCAACAGCUUCAUCAAUGGCCAGACAUCUUACUCAGCUAGCUGUGAUGGUCACUCGUAUUGGGGCCUUGAACUAGUUGGAAGUGGCGACCAAAUCACUUUUUACAAAAACUAUGUCUACUAUACAUCAGGACGCACCCCUGCUUUGUCCGGCAACACUCUCUUCCAUGCAGUCAACAACGUCUGGUCCUCAAACUCCGGACAUGCAAUUGAGGGUACUUCGAACGGCAUGGGCUUGUAUGAGGGCAACUACUUUGCCAACGUUCCGACAGUUGUUGCUUCAGGAUUUGUAGGGCGUCUCUUUAGUUCACAGUCAUCGGCUGUGUCUCAGUGCGCACAGUAUCUGGGACGCAACUGUGUGUCGAAUUCCUUGUCAAACUCGGGUCCUUUCACCAAUAGCGACACAAGCUUCCUUUACCUGUUCCAAGGCAAGACCAAUAUUGUUUCUGCCGCUUCUGCUUCGUUAAUUCAGUCAACUGUCCCUUCAUCAGCGGGCAAUACGCUGUAA
Trichoderma atroviride IMI 206040 is the source of this 1170-nucleotide messenger RNA. RefSeq lists its product as uncharacterized. Gene Ontology annotation, molecular function: pectate lyase activity. The record is from RefSeq and is a predicted model, not a curated record. Lineage: Eukaryota; Fungi; Ascomycota; Sordariomycetes; Hypocreales; Hypocreaceae.